UUGCGUUUUGUGUUGUUUUCUCCUGGCCAUCAGUAACUCCAGUCAUUCUGAAUUCGCUUUAGAGUAAAGUUCGUAUUGUUGUAUUGACUUUCUUUUUCAUUCAUGGUGCUGUGCGAAGGGUUCGCUAACACCCCCGGACACGUUUGUGACAUAGUGCGGACCGAGGAUUUUUGCCCAUUACUCUAUGCGUGAGUGAGUGACUAGUGAAACUUUUUAUUUUUUAAUCGGUUUAUAUGAAAUGGCAGCUUAUGCACAGUUUGGUUACUCUUAUCCGUCGGCAUCUCAGUUACUAGUAUCUGGUCAAACAACGACAACAUCAUCAUCGUCGCCGGCGUCUGGUGGUAGUUCUUUAAGCCCAGGGGGUUCGGCAUGCGGUCCGGUGGGUGCUCUGUCGCCAGGGGGUACGUCGAGUACCGGGCCGACGCAAUGUUGCGAGUCGGGAAGACCUCUUGUAACGGACCCGGUUACCGGUCAAAGCGUGUGUUCCUGCCAGUACGACUCUGCGCGUUUGGCUGCUUUACAAUAUCCUCGAAGUUACGACUCUGCGCGUUUGGCUGCUUUACAAUAUCCUCGAAGUGUCGGGGUUUACGGCACGCCUUAUCCUUCUACAGAUCAGAACCCCUAUCCUAGCAUAGGGGUCGACAGCUCAGCCUUCUAUUCUCCCUUAGGAAAUCCAUACGCUUUAAAGGACGCCAGUGGCACGGCUGAUAUGAGUGCCUGGACAAGUGCAGGAUUACAAGCAACUACUGGUUAUUAUUCUUAUGAUCCAGCUUUAGCAGCUUAUGGAUACGGGGCAGGUUACGACCUGGCGGCCAGGAGGAAAAACGCGACCCGAGAAUCGACUGCAACCCUUAAGGCCUGGCUCAACGAGCACAAAAAGAACCCGUACCCUACCAAGGGCGAAAAGAUCAUGCUGGCCAUCAUUACCAAAAUGACCCUGACGCAAGUUUCCACGUGGUUCGCGAACGCGAGGAGAAGAUUGAAAAAGGAAAACAAAAUGACGUGGGAACCGAAGAAUAAAACGGAUGACGAUGACGACACCAUGGUAUCGGAUAACGAGGACAAAGACAAGGAUGAUGACGAAAAACGAAACGAAACAGACAUUCAUGGUCACAUAAAGUCCGAACGAAACGGCAAGGAUUUAGAAGACGACGACCUCACAGAUGAAGAAAGGAAAGACGACAUUCUGGGUAAUUCGAUGCACCACAUGCUAGGUAACAGUUACGGUAUGAAGCCCGAAAUGAAACCUUCCGAUUGUGGCGUCCCAUUGCCACCGUCCAAACCAAAGAUUUGGUCCUUAGCCGAUACAGCAGCGUGCAAAACACCGCCGCCUCCACCGCUAGCUCAACAGCCUUGGUCUAACAGCAGCAACGGAUUCGCGUUGCCGAGUUCGGCGAGGUACGGUGGAAGUUCGGGCGGAGGGUUCCUUCCGAACCAUUGUCAGCAGGGGUUUCCCGACGUACAGACGGAUACGCCACCCCAGACACCCCCUAACAUGAAGCUGCCGAGUGUCGCGGGCAACUUAUUGCCGGGACAGAGUCCCUGUUUAAGUGGCAACGCCGGGAAUAAUGGAUAUUCGCACCCGGGAUUCUUGGGGGGAUUCGGACGACUGCAGUCACCCCAAAGACCGCCACACACGCAAAACAAUCAAGUGGCCAACCCUAGCUCAGAAAACGCUGCCUUCAAACCUUUCUAUAAAAGUUCCCAAAGUAUGAACGGAGGGUUCGUGUCACCAGUGUGAGCCGCGCCCUGCUGGACGGUUCGCUAGGUCGUGACCGACGGCAGGGACAAACUAGACAAACCUGACAAGAGAAAAUGGGCAAAGUGCAAAGUUUAGUAAAAGGAUGUCAGGACGUGAGUGAGUUAACGACUUGCAGUGAAACUGGUGGUUGCAAUCCAAUGUAAAUUUCGUGUACAUGCAUUUAUUUAUAUCUGUGAUAAAGAACAGGAGUUUGUCCAAAAAAAAUGGUGUUUUAGCUCGGCGGCAGUGGGACUAUUUUUUGUUUUUUUUUCUUCUUUUUGUUGGUCGUAUACGGAAGUGGUGAAAACGCGACCGGAUUUACUUUUUUUUUUAAACUUUAAUAUACAUAAAGUGCAACAUUUAGCGGUCAAUUGCAUCACUUUCUUUAUUGUUAUUUAAUUAAAAGUUGAAUUUUAAACUGUUGUGUAUCAAGGAUUUUUAACAUCGCAACUAACAUAAUUUGUUGGGUCUCAGCCCGAGAUUGUAUAUUAUUAACUAUUGUUUGUAAAUAGAUCAGUGUGUAUAGGAAUAUUAUAUGAAUUACAAUUAUCAUUGUCUUGA
Messenger RNA from Agrilus planipennis (emerald ash borer), 2302 nucleotides. Its product is annotated as homeobox protein araucan. Lineage: Eukaryota; Metazoa; Arthropoda; Insecta; Coleoptera; Buprestidae. The transcript has 8 exons. Bases 239 to 1741 code for a protein of 500 amino acids. Gene Ontology annotation, molecular function: DNA-binding transcription factor activity, RNA polymerase II-specific; RNA polymerase II cis-regulatory region sequence-specific DNA binding. The record is from RefSeq and is a predicted model, not a curated record. Gene Ontology annotation, cellular component: nucleus. Gene Ontology annotation, biological process: regulation of transcription by RNA polymerase II; cell development; neuron differentiation.